AUGGCAGAUCAACUUGUUGUAGGAUAUUGGGGAAUCAGAGGAUUGGCUCAACCAUUGAGAUAUUUGGUAGAGUACUUGGGAUUACCAUACGAAGAGAAAAGAUACCUCAAGCCUGAAGAAUGGUUCGGUGGACUCUGUGAAACACCAUUCAACAUCCACGUUCUUGUCAACCUCCCUUACAUCAAGGAUGGUCAGAAGUACGUCUACGAGAUUGCCGCCCUUUAUGUCUAUUUGGCUCAUAAGGCUAAUAGAGCUGAUCUCUUGGGAUCCACACCAGACGAACAAGUAGCUGUGGCUUAAGUGAGAGGUGUUAUCUAAGAUGCCUUGAAAGGUUUCUUCCGCCUUAUCACCCUCCCUGAAGAUCAAUAUGCUACAUAGAAGGAGGAAGUCUUUGCAAAUGAAAUAAAUUCAUUGGUGACAAGAUAAUGGGCUGCUGGAGCCAACCUUACUUAUAUUGACUUUGAUAACUUCGAAUUAGAGGAGACAUUGAAAGCUUUCAAUGCUGAGGAUUGGGCCAAGUUUCAUAACCUCCAAAAACACCAUUAAGAAUUUUAAAACCUUCCUUAAAUCAAGGAUUACAUGGCUUCUGGAAGAUUCUUAGCUGGUCCCUUCUAUCCACCAGGAAGAUUUAGAUGGGGAUUCUGAUUAUUAAAUUCAUAAUUUAAUACAAAUAUU
Molecule: messenger RNA, 675 nt
Organism: Paramecium tetraurelia
Lineage: Eukaryota; Ciliophora; Oligohymenophorea; Peniculida; Parameciidae
Exons: 3
Biological process (GO): glutathione metabolic process
Molecular function (GO): glutathione transferase activity
Source: RefSeq, a predicted model, not a curated record